Copidosoma floridanum is the source of this 1561-nucleotide messenger RNA. Its product is annotated as RNA-binding region-containing protein 3. Gene Ontology annotation, molecular function: pre-mRNA intronic binding; U12 snRNA binding. Gene Ontology annotation, cellular component: U12-type spliceosomal complex. Gene Ontology annotation, biological process: mRNA splicing, via spliceosome. The record is from RefSeq and is a predicted model, not a curated record. Lineage: Eukaryota; Metazoa; Arthropoda; Insecta; Hymenoptera; Encyrtidae.
UUGUAAACAAACAAUAUAAACGUCAUUUGCCAUGGUCAUUCCUUCAAUUUGUUGUAAAAAAUUUGGUAGUUGUUUUGUGGUAAUUUUUUAAGAAUGACGGAACGAAAUGAUAUUUGUACAUUGAGAGUUCUCCACUUGCCACCUGGUCUCCCAGAUGAAAAACGGGACGAACUGUUCAAACUGUAUGGAGCAGUGAAAACCAGAACAGUUAGAAGAUCAGCAAAGUAUACAACGACGUUUGUUGAAUUUACGUCAAAAGAACAUGCAGAAGAGGUAUUUUUGAGGCUGCAUCAGCUGCCAGUCAAGGGCAGAAGGCUUUCGAUUGAAUAUGCCAAAAGAAAUAUAUCAGAUAACAAGGAAAAUGAUGAUGUUGAUGAAGAGGCUGCCAAAAAAGAGGCUGAGCUGGCAAAACAAAAAGCUAAUUUUAAAGAGUUUAUCAAUAAAUUGAACACUUGGACUCCCCAUGGUAUGUUGUCUCAGCCAAUACCACCUAAUUUGGCAUACAAGUACCCAGCUCCAACAAAAAUGACUCUUCUAAGGAUAGCCAUACAAUUGAAAAAGGAACCUGCCUUUUAUACUCAGGUUUUGCAUUUGAUGAACAAAAUGUGCUUACCGCCUCCAUUUGAAGGUUUGGAGAAAGAAUAUCCUCAGCUUAAAGAAUUUUACGAUAUGGAAAAUUAUAAGGAUUUGUUUGAUAUUACAAUUGUAUCCCCGGCUGCAGAAGGUACUUCGUCACAAGAAAUUGAAAAAAGUGACCACGAGGAAGAAGAAUCGGAAAUCGAAUCGGAUGAGGAGAGUCCCACUGGUCCAAAAAUGAUAAUUCCAGAAAAGCGGAAAAAGCUACAAUCCAAAAGGCCUCUUAAAAUUCCCAAGUUCAUUGAUCCUCGCAAACAACUCACAGUACCAACUACUAAUACUCAAAAACAUAAGCCAAAGGAUGUAUUUGAAAGUGUGACUGAUAAACCUAAUACCAAGCGAAAAAUUGACGUUAAGAUUUUGGCUGAAACAGCUAACAAACCUGAAGAUCAAAUGCCAUUUGUGAUACAACCAAGCGAUAAAGCUGAAGGCUUUGGUCUUAUAUUUCCAAGAAAAGAUGACGACCAGGAGCAUGAUAAAGAUAAGGAAAAACCAGAGUUCAUUAGUACAGAGGAGUUACAUAAUAACAAGAUUACUACUCAUGAUCAAAGACUAUUGCCUGUUUUCAAGAAUUAUCAUCCUGGAAAACCUUCUGCUCGUCUUUACAUUAAAAACCUUGCCAAACAAGUAGAAGAAAGCGAUUUACACUUUAUUUACAAGCGAUACGUAUUACCAAGUUCUAGUGGAACUGAAUCAGAAUACAAUGUUCGACUUAUGCAAGAAGGAAGAAUGAAAGGUCAAGCAUUUGUGACACUUCCAAACGUUGCCCAAGCUCAAUUAGCACUUGACGAAACUAAUGGAUACAUUUUGAAGGAGAAACCAAUGGUGGUUCAGUUUGCAAAAGUUUCUAAAUAAGUAAUGUAAAAAUUUAAGUCUAUUUGUAAAUACUUAUUUUUUAUAAAAAAAUGUACAUAAAAGUGGAGUU